Lolium rigidum is the source of this 1739-nucleotide messenger RNA. RefSeq names its product nuclear transport factor 2-like. The transcript has 9 exons. Gene Ontology annotation, cellular component: cytosol; ribonucleoprotein complex. Gene Ontology annotation, molecular function: mRNA binding. Bases 167 to 1513 code for a protein of 448 amino acids. Lineage: Eukaryota; Viridiplantae; Streptophyta; Magnoliopsida; Poales; Poaceae. The record is from RefSeq and is a predicted model, not a curated record.
CUCCUCUCCACUCCCAUCCAGCAACAGCGCAACGCAAAUACGCACGAGCAAUCAGCGCCGACCCAUCCUCUCGCGGCGGCGCGGCGGCGGUGGCUGCUGCAGCGGCGGCGGAUUCCAGUUCAGAUCUUGCCCAGCAGAUCUAGGGUUUCUCUCCCUCGACUCACCAAUGGCUUCGGCGGCGGCGGCGGCGGCGAAUCAAGUGGGGACGUACUUCCUCCGCAACUACUACAACCUGCUGCAGCAGAACCCCGAUGUCGUCCACCAGUUUUACAACGAGGCCAGCACCAUGAUCCGCGUCGACGACGUCACCGGAAUCAGCACCACCGCCAACUCUAUGAUGGACAUUCAUUCACUCAUCAUGUCCCUCAAUUUCACCCAAAUCGAGAUUAAAACUGCCAACUUUACCAACUCAUGGGGAGAUGGGGUGAUUGUUAUGGUCUCUGGUCUUGUACAGACCAAAGAGUACAUCAACCAACGGAAAUUUAUCCAGACGUUUUUCCUUGCACCUCAGGAGAAAGGUUACUUUGUUCUCAAUGAUUAUUUCCACUUUGUUGACCAAGAACAAGUGCAACCUGCACAGGGGAUUCCUCAGGAAAACUUUGAGACCAACUUGGCGUCGACCGUCCAGACCAGUCCAGAGUACAUUCAUGAAGAAGAAAGUCAAACAACACAAUAUGCUGUUCCAAUGCCAUCUGAAGAAAAUGAUGCCGUUGACAACUAUGCUUACUCUGAGCCACCACAGCAAGUCGUUUCUCAUUCGGACAACUGGGGAGAUGAACCUCUUCCAGAGGAACCAGUUUCUUCCUUUUCAAAUGGAAUGGCAGUGGCACCAGAAGAGCCAGUGCAACAACUACCUGUGCAGGCUCCUCACGUAGAGGAACCUGUUGGGGAGCCCGUAAAGAAGACCUAUGCUUCCAUUCUAAGAAGCGCGAAAGCCCCACCUCCGGUCCCUGUGGCCCAGGCUGUACCUGUGAACAAACCUCGCCCUGCAACCGAGUCAAACCAGGCAGCACCGGUUAUGACUUCAUCGAUGGCAGCAGAUAAGCCCAAAUCUGAUUACUAUGGGGAAGCCCAUGAGGAAGAAGAGAGCAGAUCUGUUUAUGUUGGGAAUGUACCAUCAAAUGUACUGGAGGCUGAUCUUGAGAAUGAGUUUAAGAAGUUUGGCCAGCUCAUUCCUGAAGGCGUUGCUAUUAGAAGCCGCAAGGAAACUGGUGGCUACUAUGCUUUUGUGGAAUUCGAGGAACUCAGUGGUGUCCACAAUGCAUUACGGGCUUCACCACUUGAAAUAAAUGGGCGGCAGAUAUAUGUGGAGGAGCGGAAGCCUAACAGUGGAAUAAGAGGAGGAAGAAGGGGUGGCAGAGGAGGUCGCUUUGGUGGCAGCAGUGGCGGCGGUGGAGGUGCCCGAGGAUACGCCAGAGGCGACGAGUACAACAACAACAGUAGCCGUGGGAGGUCGAACGGCUACCAGCGUGCCCCUCACGGCGAGAGGGGCAUACUAGGGGCGAGGAACUGAUGUUCCUUUCCUCUUUAGAAGAGGAAAAUCAUAAGAGGUUUUGAUCUGUGGGAGGGAGCAGGAGAGGUCCAAAACUUGACUAUUGGAGCGCUCCAUUCCGUUAGGCUGCGUUUGCGGUUUUGGGGUUUUGGCUUCUUGAGUUUGUCACAGCAAGUGAACGUCAUGCUGUCUGUUCGUACCAACUAUCGAUAGAUGCUUAAUGUUGCUAUUGCUGCCUUCUCGUUUA